UCAUGUCCCCUUUAAUGUAACCAUAAGCCUUUCAGAAGUGAAACUUGGAAAAGAAAAAAAAGUCAUACCACACACAACGAUGCACGGUGUGCUUGGAAGCUGAUCAACUUCAGAGGGCAGACAUGUUUCAUCAACUGUCAGGAACAUCUUGUCCUGGUCUUCACCGAAAUGGCUCAAAAGAAGCAUCACACAUGCAGGAAUAUCAGCAUCUAGAUGCUUAGCUUUGGCAAUUGCCAUACCUGUUAGGAUGUCUUCAGUUUUUCUUUUUUUCUCACAGGACAGGAGAUAUGAAACGACUCUCCCACAUUUGCUUGACAGAGCUUCUCUAUCAACAUCCACACCUGUUAGUUCUUUAAAGUGAGCAAUCAUGCCACACAUUUCGAACAGAUAUGGCCACUCUGUGAUCAGAAGAGGGGUUUCCAUUCCGCUUAUUAUGUCACUUCUUUGAGUAAAGAAAGUUGACACCAUUUUCUUUUCAACACUUUUGGUAUCCUUGCUUCGAUUUUUGUGCAUGUUUUUUAAGUCUUCUUUCGUACAUUUCUGUGUCUCCAUGGUUUCACCCAGUGGCAUUCGCUUUGGUUGCCAAUUUACACAGCCAUAUGUAUCAACUCUGAUCUUCUUUAAAGGUACGUCUUCUCCCUCCUCACUUGUGCUAGAUGCUUGUCUUUUUAAGGAAAGGGAAGUUUUCCCCCUUUUAAGAUUGUCAGCUCUGCUCUGCAGCUGCUUGGUUAAUGAAUCAUAACCACUGCCCACAACUUGACCUUCAAUGACGUCUCUGAAUGACAGAGGGUAGGCUGAAACAAUCUUCCUAGCGAUUGCAUCAAAGUGUUUCUUCCCUGGUGUGGGGCAGAUGGUUAGGACCUCUCCUACCACCAGGCGGAUCAUCUCGCGCCUUUCCCGUCCUGUUGGCCGCUCUUUGUUUUGGAGUUUUCUCAUAAUCCCUGAUGGUAUUUUACUCCAUGGGAGUUCAAAAGUAAAGUGCCAGUUGUUGUCUACUGGAGUUAAUCUAUGAGGAGCUGAAAAUGCAGUUGAGCUUGAGCUAGACAGUGGAGAGUUGGGAUCAUUUUCAUAGCGUUCACCUGAAGAGGACACAAAAGUAUUUAAAAAUAGUGAUACAUUUUUGCAUUAGCCAUUGGCCCUGAACAAAACUUCUACAACAUACAGAAAAUGUGGGAAAAAGAAAACACAUGACCUAUGGUUUAUGGUUAGCCAAUAACAAAAUUACAAAUUGUAUCUACUGUGCAUUGAUAGCAACAGCAUCUGUUUCCAAUAAAGGGGCUGACUAAAUCAGAAUGGUAUAAGAAUCAUACAAGAAUUUUCAAAUUCAGAUCACGAAAAGGGUCUCAAUUCCCCAUACCGAGUCUCAAUUAACUUCUUUAGCAUUAAGUUAUCAAGCUAUAUAUAUAUAUUUUUUUUAAAUUGGCUAACGUGAAAUUAUAGCGAGAUCAUGAGGUGUUCAAUGUAUUCUUGUAAUGUAAUGUAGUUAUGAGCUAAAAAAAUAGUUUGAAGGAGAAAUUUGAUCAUUUAUCUAACAGGCGGAAGAUAUGUAGCCCAUGAUACAGGGUUGUGGUAAGAGAGAGCUGUGGCAUACGCUUUCACACAGCAAUAUAAAAUUCAUAUCACAGAAGAAUUAUGACCUGUUUAACUUCCCAACACUACUUCCUUAUAACAUAAAUAAUCUAAUAUCAAUGUUUGUUUCUGUAAAAUAAAAUAUUUAAAUCUAAAUGAAACAAUGUAUGUCUUACUAAUUUGUAUUGUGUACUUUUUUGACCAGAUGAAAACACGAUUAAGGAUAAAAUUAAACCAUUUGGAUGGUGUGCAAGUGAAAAAAAGUUUGAAUUGAAUAUUAAUACAUCAUAUGACUUUUUAGAACUAUGUACAAUGCAAGAAUAAUAAUAAUAUGAAAAAAUAUGCAGUUUUUAUAAAUUUACCCCAGACAAAUUCUCAAACAUACUUGAGGAUGAAUAGUCUAUGCCUGGCAUUACACUUGUCAUCAUUCCACUGGGUGUGGCUGUAGUGCUCAUCAUUCCACUGGGUGUGGCUGUAGUGCUCAUCAUUCCACUGGGUGUGGCUGUAGUGCUCAUCAUUCCACUGGGUGUGGCUGUAGUGCUCAUCAUUCCACUGGGUGUGGCUGUAGUGCUCAUCAUUCCACUGGGUGUGGCUGUAGUGCUUUGUGAAUCAGCUCUGGGUGAUGGGUCAGGAUUCUCACUGACAUUCUUUUCAGCUGGAUACAAGACAAAAUUGGAAUUAUGGUUCUUCCAUCUCUAAUUUUGUUAAAGAAAAUAUUGCAAAUAGGAUUAUCUCAAAUAUUGUUGUUUAUUUUUUUCCCCACACAUACACACAUUUUUAUAACUCAAAAAAAAAAAUUAUACUUACAUAAAGCUUUAACACGUGCAAUGAGUUUUCUAGCUUCCACUGGCCUCAGGACAUUGACCAGGGGGGUAUUCCAGAAAGCGGGUCAAGUGACAAAACCGGGUAAGUAAACUCUGAGUUAACGGAAACUCAGAGUUUUCUGAGAGAGUUUUCUCUCUUCCCCUCAGUUGUCCAACUCCCCCUCCCUCUGUCGUCCAACUCCCCCUCCCUCUGUCGUCCAACUCCCCCUCCCUCAGUCGUCCAACUCCCCCUCCCUCAGUCGUCCAACUCCCCCUCCCUCAGUCGUCCAACUCCCCCCUCCCUCAGUCGUCCGAACCCCCUCCCUCAGUCGUCCAAACCCCCUCGCCGCUGCUGCAGCUCUCGCACCCCUGGCGCGGCACCAACUUCGCCUCAGCGCCUCGUUUCUCUCGUCUCUCUCGUUUCCCUCUUCCCCUCAGUCGUUCAAACCCUCUCUCUCAGUCAUCCUCCUUCUUUAUUUCUGCGUUCCUCCUGCUGUUCUCCAACAGUGUUGCCAACUUGCCAACUUAGUUUUUGUUUGUUAUUGAGAGUUUAAAUGAACACACAUGCUCUUCAGUUUCUCCUCAGCGAGCAGCAGGUGCUGCCGCUAGCCCCGCCCACGUCACUCACAGCACAGUCUCAGUCAGACCACACACUCACACCGCUCUUCAAACACGCUGCAACGAACUGCGCAUACCUAAAGCCGCCGCUGACUGUCAAAAAAAAAAAAAAAAAAACUUAAUCAUGUAAUUUACGUUAAAAUGGAGUUAUUUUCAGAAGUCUCUGCCUAUUUAUAAAAGCAACAGACGUAGUUCAUUUGUUAGAGUUCAUUUGUAACAUUCUAACAUUUAAGGGGUUUUAAUCACAAAUUGCAGCCAAUGGCUACUUUCCUUACUGAGCAGUUGGCAACACUAUUCUCCAACCCGUCCCUUCCAGCCAGCCUUUCUCCUUCCUUUACUCCGUCAAUUCUCUCCCCGCCUCCUCUCUCGCCGUUUCUCACCGGGCUGCAGCACCCGCUCAGCUCCUUGCUGGAGCUUCAUGACCUUCAUUCUCCAUCUACAGCGCCGCCCCCUCUCAGCUCGCGCUGCGGUUCAUCUCCAACACUGGAACCCUGCUACAUUCCAAGACGCCCCGGAUCUGGAACUUCAUUGACGUGUGUUUGCGGGACGAAGCUCCCCAUCCCGCGAUGGGCCUGGCUGUCUAAGGCUGACGUGGUUUCGGCUUUCAAAAUCCUCCCUCUCCAUCCUGACUCCUGGCGCCUUUUCAGAGUCCGUUUUUCAGUUCACCUUGCUUUCGGGUGCAAAGUAACCCCAAGCUUCGACUCCUUUGCUAAGGCGCUCUGCUGGAUUUGCUUAACACGGCCCCAGUUCGUGCUCUACCUCCUGGGUAACUUCGUCAUCGGUCCUCCUUCCUCGCCCCUCUCGAUGGGUCUUGAAGCCAUGACCAGCGCUUUCACUCACCUCCGUGCCCCGCCGUCGGAGAACUCCGUUGGUCCCUCCACAUCUCUCGAGUUUCUUGGGAUCUUUCUGGACUCCGCCUCCUUUCAAGUCUCCCCGCCCGUACCUAGCACCGUCUUUCCCCCCUCGGCCACUUUAUUCACAACCCAAAAUCGAACCCAGGGUCGUUCUUUCAUUUCCCGCCUCCUCCUUUUGGCUUUUUCGUCCGAGCCCUCCACCAUUCGUUAUGCUCAACUGAUACUGCACGUCAGAGCUCCAUUUCUGGCUGUGCCUCCUCUGCAAUCGAACGGGUUUUUCUUCUACGCCAACGCAGCUUCCAGCUCUUUUGAUAUUAAGCUAUUCACAGAUGCCGCUCCUUCCUCUGGUCGCUUCUGCUUGGCCGGAGAACUUCAUCUGCUCCGCCGCGCGAUUCUUCUGCGCUCUCUGGACUUAUAUGCGGUCCUCGUCGCUGCCCUCCUUUGGGGACAUGAAUGGUCAAAAUCUAUUCUACUCCACUCUGAUCAAUCUCGCCGCAGUCCACAUCAAAAAAAAAAAAAAAAAAUUGCUCCAAAUCGCUAGAAAUCUUGCCUUUUAUCCGUCGUCUCACUUGGCACUCCAUUAAGCAUCAGUUCACCACUAAAGCUGUUCACACCUCAGGUCCAUUUAAUUCUAUCGCUUCUAUUCUAUUCUUUUUCGUUUUCAGUUACAGAAAUUCAGAUCCUUGGCUCCGCAUGCAAAUGCAACCCAACCUCGGUACCUUCAUUUUCACAAACUACACUUCACCUAACCCCCGUGUAAACGAACUGAUCUUCCAAGCUCAACAAACCAUCCUUUCAGCCGUCCUUCUACUUAGAUUCCUCAGAUGCUCAGAAUUUACUUCCCUUAAAAUCUCCCACAACUCCUUCUCAGCCCCUAAUUUCAGAUCUCAUCAUCCUUGACUCAGAUACCCUUACCUUCAAGAAUGAAGCAAACGGACCAAAUUGGCAAAAACCACGAUCCUCUAUCUAUUCAAACUUGACUCACCCCUCAGCCCGUACGAACCACUCGUCCACCACUUAAUCUCCGCCUCUUUCAACAAGCAUCACCUUUAGAUCCUCUGUUCACAACGGAAUCUAGUAGUAUAAUCUCAAAGCACUGGUUCCAACACAUCUCAGUCGCAUCCUUUCUCCCAGUAGUUACUCACCAGAUCAAUUCUCCGCCCACUCAGUUUACAUCGUGCAGCACCCAACGCCUCCAGACAAGGAAUCUCCGAGCACACGAUCAAGCUCCACGGCCGGUGGUCUUCCCAAGCUUAUAACCUAUACAUCCGUUCCCAACCAGACGGUUUGAGACAGGCUCAUUCCAAACUAGCUUCCACACAAGCUCCAAUUUUGGGGAUAUAACUGCACGCUUCUUCAAGCACGCAGUUCAGAACUCCAGCCCAAAUUUCCCUGAGUUCCCUCCCCUUUUUCCUUCUUCUUUCUCUACUUCUUUAGGCGUGGUCCGCACUUAGCAAACAGAGAAUAACGCUUUGUAAUGUGGACGAAAACAGGCAAUACACGGUGUGUGUGUGUGUGUGUGUGUGUGAGCAGUCCUUAUACAACAGGUAAUCAGUAUUCAGGACUUCCUGGCCGGGGCAGGUGAGGUGUCACGUGAUCAGCAGAGGGUGUGGUGCAUUCUGGGUGUUGUAGUUAUCUGAGAAACUCAGUGGAGCUAAGUGUGGAAGGACAGGGAGUGCCUACAACACCAGACGUGACACUAUCAGUGCCCUGAUUCCACCACGCACGGAACUUCCCUUAGGGAAAGAAUGUCAAGUUUGGGCUUAUACAAGAAGCACUCGCUUGAUCAUUCUCUCCUUGCCAAAUUCAGCACUGCAGCAGCAUUGACCUGUGCUUCACGGACAGGGUUCUGCACGAGGACUGCAAGAACUACAUCUCGUUCCUGAAGAACAUCUAGAAGGCGGCGUCAAAACAAGUCAGCAAGGAGACGACCAGGAAUAGAUUCGAUACACUCCAGGAGGCCUCUCCGAAGGAGGCCAUGACUGUGUUGGAUGCUGCAAAGAAAGACUUCCUGGCUGUCAUUGGGAAGCUGCAUGAGGGAGGCCAUCAGUUGACCCUGACAGAGAUGCAGCUGAUCCUCUAUUACCUAGAGGCCAUUGUGAUUCUGGAACAGGGCCAGCGGCCUGGAGUUGUUGAGCACAUGACUGUCACAGAAUGGAUCAGCCGAAGGAGAGAUGACACUCGUCCUGCUUUCGUUGCGGUAGCAGUAAAGGAGCACAAGACUGCUGCCACUCAGGUGGCCACCUUUGUUCUGAGCCAGGAACAGGAGAUGUGGUUCGAUCUCUACUUCACUGAGGUGCGCCCAGUCAUGCUGGGAAGGAAGAGGAAGCGCGUUGAUGAUGACGAUGAGUCAGAUGAGAGGUUCUUCAUCUCCUCCACUGGCAGAACCAUCCACAACGCCUCCAAUGACCUGGAGCGGCUGCACAAGAAGUAUCAGGUGCAGAAGGUGACCAGCCAGAUGGCCAGACGGGCGUAUGAGACAGCCAGGACAUGCCCGAUGCCGAAAAGUCCAAGGUGGCGGGCUACCUCACCCACUCGACGGCCACGGCAGAGAAGCACUACCGGAUGAGAGAGAUAAGCUCAAGGGUAGAUGCGUGCCUGAUCCUGAGGAGACUGCGGGGUGAUUCAGAUAGUGACCAGAGCGACCACACACCUACGGGUUCCGCGGCAUACUUGACCGACCAAGCUGCAUAUGACAAGUUGCUCCGGUCAUAUCCAGUGACGUUGGACGGGGUGCCACCCAAGCGGUCUAAGCGGGUAUCCCUGGCUGGGCAGUACGAACGCUACUGCUACGACCGCUGGCGUAGUGAACAGUUCGAGCUUCGGGUGCAGCAUG
Molecule: messenger RNA, 6680 nt
Organism: Astyanax mexicanus (Mexican tetra)
Lineage: Eukaryota; Metazoa; Chordata; Actinopteri; Characiformes; Acestrorhamphidae
Exons: 7
Coding region: 5823-6413 (196 amino acids)
Source: RefSeq, a predicted model, not a curated record